GUCUAUUCGCCAGAGUGGUGCUGAUGAGCGGCUCGGCCUUAGAGCCGGCCAGCAUAGCCCGUGACGCCGACACAUACGCCAGACAUUUGGCAAAAACCAUCAAUUGUCCAAAUUUUGAUAACGUAGUAAUGGUGGAUUGUCUGCGGCAAAAGUCAGUGGAGGACAUCCUGAGGGUAGACCUGAUGACACCGCAACACUUGACUGCCUUCGGGCCCAUCGUCGACGGCAUUGUCGUGCCGUUAGAGCCCCGGCAACUGAUGCUCCGGCGAACGGGUGGCGAGACGUCCAGUUCCUCCUCAACCUCUGGGAGCGGCUCAUCCGGAAGCGGUUCCUCCUCGUCGUCCACUCCAUCCCAAUCAUCGCAACAGACUUUCCUAUUGAAUUCAAUGGCCAGUCAACGGACAGUCGACCUCAUGUUUGGUGUGACCCGAGUUGAGACACCGUUUAUAUUCAGUGGUCAGGAGGAGCGCCACGGCAUCGAUCUGUCCCGUCGGGAGCGCAUAUUACGUACACUUGUGCGCAAUCUGUUUGACUAUCACCAA
Medioppia subpectinata is the source of this 542-nucleotide messenger RNA. The record is from the annotation of a GenBank genome assembly. NCBI's taxonomy places the organism in Eukaryota, Metazoa, Arthropoda, Arachnida, Sarcoptiformes, Oppiidae.